Messenger RNA from Trichobilharzia szidati, 234 nucleotides. NCBI's taxonomy places the organism in Eukaryota, Metazoa, Platyhelminthes, Trematoda, Strigeidida, Schistosomatidae. The record is from the annotation of a GenBank genome assembly.
AGUGGAGUUCUGACAGAUUCAGAUACUCAGAGGCGUGCUAUUCCUGAUGCAUCAAAACUUCAUUACUGUGUAAGGGAAUAUAAAAAGGCGGAUAGUGUAAAUCAUGUUGCAUCGAGUGUUUUAGUCCCUGGAUCUAUUAUUCAUCGUCGUAAUCGUAAUGCGCUAGCCAGGGAUCAAAUUAAAUUUUUUAUUCGACAUACAUGUGAAUUAAAACAUGGAGUUUUUACGCCUAAG